Condylostylus longicornis is the source of this 3610-nucleotide messenger RNA. RefSeq lists its product as uncharacterized. Gene Ontology annotation, cellular component: cytoplasm. Lineage: Eukaryota; Metazoa; Arthropoda; Insecta; Diptera; Dolichopodidae. The transcript has 8 exons. Gene Ontology annotation, molecular function: guanyl-nucleotide exchange factor activity; protein binding. Bases 80 to 3514 code for a protein of 1144 amino acids. The record is from RefSeq and is a predicted model, not a curated record.
AAAAUCGUAUUGUAAAUUUAAAAAAAAAAAAAAAUAUUUAAAAUUAAGAAAAUUGUUGUUUUUUGUAUUAUUAAAAAUAAUGAAAGAAAAAUCCGAUUCAAUCGAUGGAAAAUUUCGAUUUAUUUGCAAUGAGUUAAAUCGAUAUCGUGCCAUAUCCAGUCCAUCCUUAAAUGAAUCCUCCUUAGAAAAUACAAAUGCAAAGAAAUCUGAUGUUAGUCCUUAUACAACAACAAUUAGUGUAAAUGGUAAUAAUCAAAAUGGUGUUUUUUAUAAAUUUCGUAAAACAUUUGAACAUUUUAAACAAUGUCCACCAACAUCCAUCCAUACAUCAACAUCUGGAACAGUUACAACAGCAACAACAAUAAAUGAUAAUAAAAAUAUUAAUAAUAAAUAUAAUAAUGAUAAUAAUAUAAUUGGAAAAAAUUUUACGCAAAAAAAUUUAUUAGAAGAUAAAAUUAAUAUAAUACCAACAAUAAUAACCGCAACACAAGGUACCACAACAAAUUUAUUAAAUAAUUCAAAUCAAUUGACAACAGAAUUAAAUACAAAUAUAAAUAACGGUGGUAAUAGUAGUAAUAGCAGUAACGGUAGUUUUAAAAAUCGUUUUGGUGCAUCAAUUUGGCGUAAUAGUCAAGAACGUCGUAAAACUAAAUUUAAUCGUAGAGAUAAAUGUAAUUCUGGUGAUUCUGGUAUACAAAUUGAAGCUGAAAAUGAUGAAAAUUUCAUUGGAAAUAUUGGUGAUGAUGAAGAUUUUGAAAUUGAUACAAAUUCUAUACCAAAUAUAAGUGUUAGAAGAAGUAAUUCAGCUCGAUCAACAACUAUAACAUCAAAUUUAUCUAAUGGUAAUUGUAAUGUAAUUCUUUCAUCUGAAAGUUUUCGUACACCAAAUAAACGUAAUAAUAUGUAUUACAAUAAUCCACAAUCUGGUUCAGCAUCAGCAAAAUCAAAAGCACUUAAAAAAGUUCAAAAUUCCGAAAAUGGUUCACAUAAAACAUCACCAAAACCAAAAAGAUCAUUAAGUCAUCCAGGUUUAGAUCAAAUGACUAAAUAUGCAGAUGAUAGUGAUACUGAUAGUAUUUCAUCCCAUCCAGAUGAUAAACGGCCAUUAUUUGCUGAAGUUCUUAAUCAAUUUACACCAGCUGGACCACAAGAGUUAGCACUUGAACCAGGUGCAUUAGUAGAAAUAAUACGUCAAGAUGAUGGUCCAUGGUGGUAUGGUAAAAUAAAACAUGAUGAAAUUAUUGAAAAAAUUUUAGAACCACAACAAGGUUGGUUUCCAAAAGAUUUUGUACGUCUUUUAAAUCCAUUUAUGCAAACAUCAGAAACUGAAAAUGAUUUUAGUCAAAAUCAAUUAAAUCAUAAAACAUCUUUAACAUCAGUUGUUGAAUAUAAUAAUACAUCGGUUAUUAAUUGCUGUGAUAAUAAUAUAAAUUCAGAGGAUAAAAAUUCAUCAGAUUCCACUAUUACAACUACUAAUACUACUACUAUUACAAAUUCAAAUAUAUCUUCAAGCCAAAUAAAUUCAACAUUUCAAGAAUUAUCUCAAAAUAAUUGUAAUGAUAAUGAAAAAUUUAUAAGAGACCAAUUAAAUAUUGAACAAACAUCAUCAUUAUCAUCAAUAUCAUCAUCAUCACAACAACAUCAGCAACAACAACAACAACACCAAGAUCAACAAAAUUCUAUUAUAUCAAAUUCAUCAUCUAGUCAACAAUCAAUUACAUUAUUAGAGGGCAACAAUUUUAUUAAUAAUGAACAAAUAAUUCAAAAUGAAACAAAUAAAAUAAAUAUGGAAUCAACAUCAUCAUCAUCAUGUACUAUUAAUCCAUUUAAUAUACAACAUAAAAAUUUAGUCUCGAAUAUAAAUGAGAAUUUAAGACAAAAUGCUAUUAAAGAAUUAUUGGAAACUGAAAUAAAUUAUGUUAAUUUAUUGUCAACACUUUGUUUAGGAUAUUUGAAAGAAAUGCGAAAGAGAAUAGAUAUAUUCUCACCGGAUAGUUUAAAAAUAAUUUUCUCUAAUAUUGAAGUUGUUUGGGAAUUUCAGAAAACAUUUCUAGAAGCAUUAAAAAAAGGCGUUGAAAAGGAUAGUAUCGCCCAAACUUUUAUUAAUUAUCAAAAUGGAUUUUCAGUUUAUUCAACAUACUGUAAUUCAUAUCCACGUGCAUUAAUGGAAUUAGAAACAUAUUCUAGUAGUAAGGAAGCAAAAUGUAUAUUUGAAAACAUUCGAGUUGCUCAAAAUUUAUCUCAUUUACCAUUAUCUGCUCAUUUAUUAGCACCAAUUCAAAGGAUAUGUCGUUAUCCUUUACAUUUAACUGAAAUAGUCAAACAUUAUCCAUCCAAAGGAGGAGAUAUUGAUAUUAAUAAUGAAAAAUUAAAUAAAAAUGAUAAAAAUACAAAUGUAAAUACAGGAAUAAUUCAAAGUCAAUUAUAUAAUUCUGGUCAAUCAACAAUUGUAUGUGGAAAUUAUUGUGAUAAUAAAGAAAAUUUUGAAGCUGCCCUUAAUGUUAUGAAAAAAGUUACAGAAAAUGUUAAUGAAGGUAAACGACAUAGUGAGAAUUUGAAUCGUUUUCAAUCAAGUUUCGAAAAUUUUCAAGGACCACCGAUUGCUUGUCAUAGUACAAGAUUUUUUAUGCAAACCGAUGCCACUAGAAUUUCACCAAAUUUAUGGAAUAAUACAUAUACAUUAUUUUUAUUUGAUCAUCAAUUGAUUUAUUGUAAAAAGGAUAUUCUUAAACGUAAUCAUUAUAUGUAUAAAGGAAGAAUAUUCUUAGAUAGUUGUCGUAUAUUAAAUUUACCAGAUGGUAAAAUAUUUGGUGUAUCAUUAAAAAAUGCUUUACGAAUAUAUUGUGAAACAUUAAAUAAAUGGUUUGAUUUUUGUUUUCGUAGUUCAAGUAGAAAACUACGUUUUUUAAGUACAUUAGCAAUUGAAAGACAAUUUUGUGGUACAAAUUUAUUUGUUUCUGAGCUUGUUGGCGGCAAUGAUCCUAAUGAAGAUGAUAAUUUAUCUGAUCGUGAAUAUCAUAGUGAUUAUGAUACACCAACACAUAAUUCUGAAACAAAUUUAAGUUCAUUAAAUUGGAAACAGAAUAUAUUUAAUAAUGGUAGUGGUGGCGGUAAUGGUGGUAAUAAUGAUCAACAGAUUAUGAUCGAAAAAUAUUAUGAAACAUUACCAAAAAAAUCAAAAAAAUUUAAAAAACAUGGUAUUUCAAGUACAUUUGGUAUGAAUUAUCAACAAUAUAGUAAUAAUAGUACUGCAAUGAAUAGUAAUAGUCAUAGUAAUAAUAAUCAAAAUGGUUCAUUAGGAAGACGUAAAAUUGGAAGUUGGUUCCGUAAAUCAAAAAGCACAAAUACAACCCCAAAUCAAUCACCAACUCAUAAUCCAAUUAGUAAUAAUCCAUUAACUAUAAAUACUGACAACAAUUUAUUACAUCAUACGAAUAGUAGUCCAGCCUUAGAUGGAGGUCUUUUAAUUGAGACUUGUAAAUCUGUAACAAAUAUAUCGACUGAUGCAAAUUAGACUUUAUUUAAAAAAAUAUGAAGAAAAAUAAUUUAAAAUUUUAAAAUUGAAAAUUUUAUUAUUGAAUUAAUUAUAUUGAACUUAAAUAAAAUUUAA